Messenger RNA from Eurytemora carolleeae, 4678 nucleotides. RefSeq lists its product as uncharacterized. The coding region runs from base 148 to 3978 and encodes 1276 amino acids. The record is from RefSeq and is a predicted model, not a curated record. Gene Ontology annotation, molecular function: protein binding. NCBI's taxonomy places the organism in Eukaryota, Metazoa, Arthropoda, Copepoda, Calanoida, Temoridae. The transcript has 14 exons.
UCCAAAGGUUUUUAAAAACAUGAAUUCAGCUGCACACAGGUAUGAAGUUUGGACAGAGCUGAAACUUAUCAAAAUUUACAAAAUGUGUGUGGAAGGAGUAUAAAUGUGUGAAUAAUUCAUAGGAGGAUCUUUAAAUUGUGAAUUAAAAUGGCCGAAAACCAAACUAGGUCCGAAGAUAAUUCUUUCCUUCCAGAACCUGGUUCAGAGCACCCAUUAUCCGCACUACAGCAGCAAUCUCAUGUACAUCAACAGCCGCAUGUACAAUCCGAGCUUGUUGUACAACAACACCCUCACGUACUACAACAACAAAAUGUACACCUACAACCUCUUGUACAAUCUCAGGCUCAUGUACAACCACAAGCACAUGUACAAUUACAGUAUGCCGACCAUGGAGGUUAUGCACAAAAACAAGAAAACUUACAACGAGGUUAUGAAGAAACAGUAGGACAAGAGAUAAAACUCAAAGUUGGUUCUCAAAGAAAUUUGCAACAUCAGAAUUCUGCAGAACUUCAGCGUGUGGAAACAGAGGUUCAUGAUAAUCAUUCAUCUCUGCAUAUGCAGAUAUCAGAAUCAGGAGAACGUGUUCUGCUGCAGCCUACUGGAACAUGCCAUCCACAUCAUCAGCAAGUAGAUCAAAGCGUUCAAUAUGUGCAGCUGGGUUCAGCAAACCAAUACCAUCAUCAGAAAGCAGUUUCUCUACAACAACCCAUACCAACAGCCGUACAAAUUCAACAGCAACCUAACACAGAGGAAACUUCACAACAUCAAUUUAUUGAAGCAGGAAGUCGGAUACAGCUUUCUAGCAAGGAAACAGAACAUUAUUCACAACACCAGCUUCCAGGUGUACAUCCACAACAAUCACAUGAAGGAGUUGCAGAAGGGCCCCCACAACUUCAGCAUGUGGAAGCAGGAAGUCAUCCACAAAAUUUGCUUGUUCAACAACAAAGAGACGCAGGGUAUACACAACCACAACAUAUGCAACAUCACACUGAACAGGGAGCCCCGCAACAGCUAGAACUUACAGCUGUUGAUGUGCAUCAAGUUGUAGAGAGUGUUGAGGGAGGAGAUCAGUAUGUUACAAUUGUACAAGAUGGUCAGACGUAUGCGAUACCUUUAGCAGAUUAUGAAGCAAUGCUUGGUAAAGUAGAGAUUAACACCGUCCAAGAACAUCAAGAACCAACAAGAGAAUCAACGGCUAAGGGCUCUCCCGAGGCCGGAAUGAGUAUGUCCUGGAUGUCUGCAGGAGUAUUUGAGCCUCCGACCUCCAAACGGAAAAUUAUCUCAAAUCUUGGAUCUCAGAAAUCUGCAAAGCCAGUACUCAGGCCCAUUAAGGUUGACAAUUGGGGCAUUUUCCUCUUGGACAGACUUCAGAGUUGCUUUCAGAGGAAAGAGCUUUGUGAUCUUACUGUCAGAUUUCCGGACAAAAACGCGCAGAUCAAGAUGCACAAGCUUGUGGUGAAUGCUUGCACAGAGUACUUCAUUAACGCAGAAAAGGAAGGUAAACUUGUAGAGGGUAUAAUGGAUAUGCCAGCAAACUUUGUACCGGAAGCAAUGGCACCAAUCAUUAGAUUUAUGUACACAGGUAAGCUGGAGGUGAAGGAAGAUUCUUUUCAACGGUUGUAUGAUACUGCCCAUCUCCUCAACAUGUCUGUGCUGAUCAAGCUGCUGGAUGCACAGCUCAACCCUCCACUCUCAAACACGGACCUGGAGAACAAGAACAAGAGGAAGUCCAGUGCUGAAGAUGAUCCCGUCAACCAAGUCAAGAAAUUCAAGAAAAUCGAGGAAAUUGUCAAACAGGAAGAAGCUAAAGCAUCAAAACUGGAAAGGCUAAAAUCUUUGUACAAGUUGAAACAGAAAGAAGAAGAAUUAGAGAAAAUGAAGCUUCCCGGAAAGAAGCUACCGAUAUGGAAGAAACGGGUUUUUGGAGCUUCUGAAACAUCAAACCCCACCAUGGACCAUAUAGACCCAAUGCCAGAGAAUGUAAAAACGGAAUUAAAAAGUCCUUUAACUACAGCAACCAGAUCCUAUAUAAUUCCAAAACUAGGAGAGCCAAGUCCUAAAAAGAUUACCCCCACCACCUACCAAAGGAAACAGUCUCCAGACAAACCAAAAAUUCCCCGUAAACUUAGAGAAAUCCAGGAACAUCUGCUUUUCGAGAAGGUUCUAAGAACAGGGUCGAAAAACACCCUGAUGCAACGAAAGGAUGGAGAGGAGGGAAGGGAACCUCUAUCUGCUGAGGAGAUUAAGGAGCUUGGUGAGCAGCAGGCUCAGCGGAAGGAUGUUGAAGAUGAUGAUGAAGAAGAUUAUUUUGAUAAUGAUACUGAGUUUAUUACUGAUGAGUAUCUUGGAGAUAAUGAUUCUCCUGCUCCUGAACCCCAACCAGAGGAAGAGGAGGAAAAUACCCAGCAACCUUCGGUAGAUCAGGAGCAAAUAACUUCGGAUGUGCCUAAGAAUACAGUGGAACCUGGAAGAAAAACAGUACUUUUCAGUAUAAAACCUGAACCAACGGGUUCAUACUCAGCACCCUCUGAACUCUCACAAUCUAAAUCUUCUACAUCAACUUCACCAUCUACAUCUACUCCUUUAUCAAUGUCUGCUCCUACUACGUUACUCCCCUGUAAAAUCCCAAAGGCAGCUGUUACCCCAAUACUUCAGAGUGAACUAGAUGAUGCUCUCGACGAGUUCACUAGGGUGGCAGAGGAGGAAGCUAUGGAGGAAGAAGGAUCUAAUGAAACCCAGGAAAUGAAAAAACCAAGAAGAGGACGACCGCCGAAAGUUCUCCAAGAAAAAAAGCUCUCCAUGGCUCCAUCUCCCCCAGUGAUAAACGAAGUUAAAAAAGAUGUUCCUGUAAACAAAUCUGAUGGGGUCGAUCAAUCUAGAUUGAUCGCUGAUCUCCUGAAGAAGUAUCCGAAGAUCUUGAAGGACAACAAGCCGGUGAAAAUAAGGAUGUCUGUGGUGGAGAACGGGAAACCUACGGUUCAGGUGAUCACUCUGAAACCUCAGGUGGUUCCUUGUAAACCUUUAUAUCAACAGUUCAAUCCUAGCUCAGCACUUAAAAAUCUACCAAAGGUUCUGUACACUGGUAGACGGGGAAGACCAAAAAAACUAAAGCCCGGUGAAGUUGACCCUCAUGCUGAACAGCGGCGAAAGAUCAAAGAGAACCUGAAGAAGAACUGCCCCAGCCUGGCCCGCCAGCUAGAGGAGGAGGAGGAUGAACCUGAUGUACAGAUUUGUCCGGAGAUACCAGAACCUGCUGGUUCCUGGCUAGACCAGACAAACAACCAGUACCAGAACACACAACGGGGUCAUCAGAUCGGAGCUAAUCAUCAGAUUCAAGCUCAACUAGUUUCCCAGCAUCCUGAUAAUCAACAUGGCUUAGUGGAUUUCUGCGGAGGAGGAGGUGGAGGAGUAGUUGGUGGAGGUGGUAUGCAGGUUGAUGGAACUAAUCUGUAUCAAUUGGUUCAGAACCCUCAGGAGUAUCUCCAGAUCCUUGACCCAGAGGACUCAAAAUAUGUUUAUGUCAUGGAUCUCAAGGCUGGAGGGAAUGUUCUUGUACAACACACCGUUAAUUCUGCAGGCAUGAUAGUACCUUCUACUUUUACAUCUACAUCUGGCACUGUUCUUCAAGGAGUUCAGAGUUUAUCAUCCAUCCAACAAACUUCAGUCAUUCCAUCCAUUCAAUCCUCCUCACUCAUCCCAUCUAUUCAACACUCAGUCAUCCCCUCCACAACUCUUAUUCAACCCAACACCGGAAUUGUUUCCAUUUCAUCCCUCAACCCCAUCAUCCAUAACAGCAGUGUGAUCCCACAAACCUCUAUAGUUAUUCCCUCCUCCCUCCCUGGAUCACUGAUACCAGGAGUACAACCCGCCCUACCCUCUCUAAACCCUGGUCAGAUACUUGGAGGAGUUCCUGAACCUGAACAGUCGGAUAAACGAAUGGACAAGAUAGUCGAUGAUUGGGAUUCCGAUGCUGAUUAGAGGAAGAAUUUUGAAACUUAAAAAACGGAAAUAACUAUUUAGCUAGAGUGCACAUCUCAUGCUUAUCCUGAAGUAUAUUGAGGAUUGUGGGGUAGGAGUAGAUACCAAAUAAUCACUGAGAGAAUUUGUGUGAUGAAAAGACAUAGAAAUUGUUGUCGUAACUUUAAAGUACUACUAAAUGACUGUGAUCGUACAUUUUAACGAUCCUUUGUUUAAGAGUGCCAUAAAUGAUUCACAAAGUUCUCUUUAUGACAAUAGUGCACAAUUAUUCUUCUACACUCUCGAAAGAUACACAGCUUGUGGCAACAGUUUUUUUAGAACCAGACUGAAGAAUUCCGAUUUUCGGUGCAAAAACAAACAAGAAAGUACUAUUUCAGAUAGGAUAACAACGAUAUUUGCACCUGUUAUGUAUAUUUUAAAACUUGAUAAAGACAUUUAAUUUUUUUUAAUACGUUUUUAUCACGCUUUUUAUAAAUGUUAUCAAUUGAAUUUUAAAUACCUUAGAUACCUCUUUAAAAAGGCGUAUUAUCCUUCGUACCAACGCCUCGUUCUUUAAUUUCGCAACAAACUGCACGAAGUGUACCAUAUCACGAUUGGUGAUGCAGUAUUUCUCCCCAUAUUGUUAUUGUAUCAAAUUUUUUAGCGUUCAUGAUUUCAUGACAAGGGAAAUACAAAGAAUUGAUGUUCUUUUAGAGGAAAA